Molecule: messenger RNA, 4013 nt
Organism: Arvicola amphibius (Eurasian water vole)
Lineage: Eukaryota; Metazoa; Chordata; Mammalia; Rodentia; Cricetidae
Gene: Aebp2
Product: AE binding protein 2
Exons: 9
Coding region: 18-1547 (509 amino acids)
Biological process (GO): regulation of transcription by RNA polymerase II
Cellular component (GO): ESC/E(Z) complex
Source: RefSeq, a predicted model, not a curated record
GAGCAGUAGUCACCGCCAUGGCCGCGGCGCUCACCGACAUGGCCGACCUGGAGGAGCUCUCCCGCCUCAGCCCGCUGCCCCCCGGCAGCCCCGGGUCCGCGGCGCGCGGCCGGGCCGAGCCGCCGGAGGAAGAGGAGGAGGACGACGACGACGAGGCGGAGGCGGAGGCGGUGGCCGCGCUGCUGCUGAACGGCGGAGCGGGCGGCGGCGCGGGGGGCGGCGAGGCGGAGACCAUGUCUGAGCCGAGCCCCGAGAGCGCCAGCCAGGCGGGCGGGGACGAGGACGACGAAGAGGAGGACGACGAGGACGAGGGCAGCAGCAGCGGCGGCGCCGAGGAGGAGAGCAGCGCCGAGAGCCUGGUGGGCAGCAGCAGCGGCGGCUGCAGCGGCGACGAGACGCGCUCGCUGAGCCCGGGCGCGGCGAGCAGCAGCAGCGGCGAUGGGGACGGGAAGGAGGGCCUGGAGGAGCCCAAGGGACCGAGGGGCGGCCCGGGCGGCCCGGGCAGUGGCGGCGGUAGUAGCAGCAGUAGCGUGGUGUCGAGCGGCGGCGACGAGGGCUACGGCACCGGGGGAGGCGGGAGCAGCGCGACCUCCGGGGGCCGGAGGGGCAGCCUGGAGAUGUCGUCCGACGGGGAGCCACUGAGCCGCAUGGACUCGGAGGACAGCAUAAGCAGUACUCUAAUGGACGUAGACAGCACAAUUUCCAGUGGGCGUUCAACUCCAGCAAUGAUGAACGGACAAGGGAGCACUACUUCUUCAAGCAAGCACAUUGCCUAUAAUUGUUGUUGGGACCAGUGCCAGGCGUGCUUCAACUCUAGCCCAGACCUGGCAGACCACAUCCGUUCCAUACACGUAGAUGGUCAGCGCGGAGGGGUAUUUGUUUGCUUGUGGAAAGGUUGUAAGGUGUAUAACACCCCGUCCACCAGUCAGAGUUGGUUGCAGCGGCACAUGCUGACGCACAGUGGAGACAAACCUUUCAAGUGUGUAGUUGGUGGCUGCAAUGCCAGCUUUGCUUCUCAGGGAGGGCUCGCUCGCCAUGUACCCACACACUUCAGUCAACAGAAUUCCUCAAAAGUUUCUAGCCAGCCAAAGGCCAAAGAAGAAUCUCCUUCUAAAGCUGGAAUGAACAAGAGGAGGAAACUAAAGAACAAAAGACGACGCUCAUUACCACGACCACAUGAUUUCUUCGAUGCACAAACACUGGAUGCCAUAAGACAUCGAGCCAUAUGCUUUAACCUCUCGGCUCAUAUAGAAAGUUUAGGGAAGGGACACAGUGUUGUUUUUCAUAGUACUGUAAUAGCUAAGAGAAAGGAAGAAUCUGGAAAGAUAAAGCUCUUGCUUCAUUGGACGCCUGAAGACAUUCUGCCAGAUGUGUGGGUGAAUGAAAGUGAACGACAUCAGUUAAAAACUAAAGUAGUUCAUUUAUCAAAGCUGCCCAAAGAUACUGCCUUGCUGUUGGACCCAAACAUUUACAGAACAAUGCCACAGAAGAGGUUGAAGAGAACUCUGAUAAGAAAAAUGUUCAGUUUGUAUUUAAGCAAACAGUGAACGACAUUUGCAAUCAACUAAAAAUUCGUCUAUUGAAUUAGGUCUGAGAAUUACUAUUAGAGUGUUGCCGUAUGUCUGUUGGCUCCCUUUUCAGGCGUAGGGUCUUUCAUGGGGUACAGUGUGUUAUAUUUACCUACAUAACUACUCUUGUUAAUGGUUUUUGAAAAAAACCGCAAUUUCAAAUUAUUUGAAUAAUCUUCAUAUUUUCACUUAACCUAUGACUCUAAUUUUUUUUCCUGAGUGUUGGUUUUUUGAGUUUUUUUUUUCUUAAUGUAAAAGAAAAAAAGUAUUUUUUUUAAAGUAUCUUCAAACCGAAUCUUUUAUGCACCAAAGUUGGUUUUGAAAAGGAAAAUAAAAUCACUUUCUUGCUUGGCAAGCAAGAAGCCAUAUGGAAUUUUUUUAACUUUACAGAAAUGGAAAAUAUGUGUAACUUGUCAGUACUGUAUCAAACAAAUGUCGCAUAGAGAUAAUAGAGUGUUGCUUGUAAAUAAUUGAGCAGAUUUGUAAUAUAUUUUUCUAUUAUGAAAUGUACUGUAGAUGUUUUUUAGAGGCAUGAAAGUCGGUGUAUAUAUUAUGGUAGAAAUAAUAUUGAAGGAAAUUGUAACUCACUAGUGCUGCCAGAGGGAUUGCUAACAAAGCACCUUUAACAAGAGAUGUCUUUGCAGACGGAAGGGACUGUGUACUACUGUUAAUGUCUAAGAACAAAGCAUUGGACGUCCUUCCAGACCGUCUCCUGGGGGGUCGUGGCCCUCCCCUGACAGUGACUGGGUGGUUGUUCCCACUGUGGGAGCACAUCCUGUAAAACACGUGCUGUGCAGUUAGACUGCAGAAGCGCGCCUCCUCGGGAGUUCCCACUCCUGCACUGACAGGCAAACCAGCAGUUUUUACACUCAAUUUUUUAAAAGAAAGUAGACAACAAUAUAAAAUUAAACCUUUGGUUCCAAAAUGGGAAGGGUUCCAUGAUCAUUUCUCAUUUGCUUUAAAAAGAAAAACCACACACAGAAAAGGUACUAAAAGUAUUGGAGGCUUGAACAGGACAGGGGGAAAGACAUAGACAUGGAAAGAGUCAUCGACGCUGAGGGACCCAUGGGAAAGCACUGCCAAUGAGGACACUCUGGAACGGCCGUCUAAUGUGCUCUGUAGCAAAUGGGAGUCUAUUUUCAGAAGAAGAAAAGCAGUGUGUUCUUACUAUUUUUCUUUUCUUUUGCUUAAGCACUUCAUCAUUUGUUUUAUUCUAUAUCUGCGAAGUACUCUGCAAUCUCCUUUGUUCCUUUUAAAUUUUGGUUUGUUAUAACAUUGCCAAAUAGAAGUGUUUCAGACAUAGAGUUUGUACCUGUAUUUUUAUUUUACUGUCUCAUGUUCUUAAUUGACCGAUGAUUGUAGACUUUGCUUGAGUAUUUUUUCUAAUAAAACAAAGCAAAUCACAUUUAGCUUCAAAUUGUAACAAUUCAAUUUAAUUUUCAGAUGACAUCUGGAAAUACACAUCCAACAUUCUUUAGUGUAUAUAGAGCAGAUUAGUUACUGUCAUUGUAUAGAAAAAUUUAGAUGUCAAAACCAUAUUGCUGGUUAUGAUUAGCCUCUGAGUACUCAGUUAUUCAUGGUCCCUUGUGAUGUGAUGUGGGUUUGACACUGUUACUAGCACACCAAGAAGACUAUGGAGUAAGCAAGCUAGUUGUAUAGCUUGUAUGUAUGCAUACUUAGACACACAUUCAAGUCUGAUUGGAAAGUGUGGACAUUUUAGUCUGUAAUGUUCAUUAAUGUUUCUUCUUCCUCAGCUCUGUGUGCUCUUCCUGUGCCCACAUGACACUUUGUGGUGGGCCGAGGCUUAUGUUUCUGUUUACAAAUCCAUGUCUAGUCCAUCCAGCAUUGGACAGUCUGUAGCCCACAGGCACAUUUAUUCAUUUUCAUGUAUGUUACUUGAUUUUUUCCCCUUCAUUCUGGAGUAAUGAGACCUCAGGGGCCUGCAAGCCUGAGGUAGUGUCUGCAUCAUAAAAAAAUGUUUGUUCUUUUCUUGCGUAGCUGAUAAAUUUUGGAGCAGUAAACCUAGACCAUACAAUUUAUUUGUACUUAAUACGGCAGUGUUGUGACAUUGUUAGUGCGCACAGUGCUAACUAAGCUCCCGAGAACGCCGUCUCAUAUACUUUGCAGAAGCACUCCCAUGGGCACCAGAGACACAUGGUGUUUGGGUGGAGCUUUCAUGUUGGAUUUCUUAAUAUUGUUGAGAACCCACCAUUUUACCAACUGUGUUUUUUUCUUACAGGGAUUAAGUGAGAAUCUGUAAAUCGGAUUCUGUGUUUCAACCACAAGUAACAUUGGUUUUAUCUAAAGAAUCUUGAAAUACGAAAUAUUGUAAAAUUUUAAAGUUCUUUAUUUUUCUAUUAAACCUUUUCAUACACUAAUGUAGUUACACAUUAAUUCUGAAUUUCAGAUGAAAGGAAAAUAAAGUGGAAAAUAAUUAACCCUCAA